This is a messenger RNA of Colletotrichum phormii, 969 nucleotides long. RefSeq names its product fumarylacetoacetate hydrolase. Gene Ontology annotation, molecular function: acetylpyruvate hydrolase activity. The coding region runs from base 113 to 838 and encodes 241 amino acids. Gene Ontology annotation, cellular component: mitochondrion. The record is from RefSeq and is a predicted model, not a curated record. NCBI's taxonomy places the organism in Eukaryota, Fungi, Ascomycota, Sordariomycetes, Glomerellales, Glomerellaceae. The transcript has 3 exons.
CUUCGGCAUCGUUUCCGAAGCUCGUUAUCAACCUCACGCCCUCUCAUAGACCAACAGACCUUGGCUCUUACAAAAAUUGUAACUCAAGGAGACGUAAAACACAACCGUCAAGAUGUCCAUGGUUUUCAGACGCUCAAUGGCUACCGCCGCCUCGUUGAAGAGGGCCGGUAAGGUUAUGUGCAUUGGCCGCAACUAUGCCGACCACGUGAAGGAGCUCAACAACACCCGCCCCAAGCAGCCCUUCUUCUUCCUCAAGCCCACCUCCUCCAUCCUCCUCCCUGGAGCUGGCCCGGUCCUGAGGCCCAAGGGCGUCGACAUGCACUACGAGGUCGAGCUUGCCAUCGUUCUCGGCAAGCAGGUCAAGGACCUCAAGGCCGAUGACCACAAGGGCGCCAUCGACGCCAUUGAGGCCUACGCCCUCGCCAUCGACAUGACGGCACGCAACAACCAAAACGAGGCCAAGAAGAAGGGCCUCCCCUGGUCCAUCGCCAAGGGCUUCGACACCUUUUUGCCCAUGAGCGACAUCAUUAAGAAAUCCGCCAUUCCCGAUCCCCACGACAUUGAGCUCUUCCUCAAGGUCAACGACGUCGUCAAGCAGCAAGGCUCCACCAACCUCAUGCUCUUCCAGAUUCCCCGCAUCCUGAGCGACAUCUCCAAGGUCAUGACCCUCGAGGCCGGCGACAUUGUUCUGACCGGAACCCCCGCCGGUGUCGGUCCGGCCGUGCCCGGUGACGUGAUCCGCGCCGGUCUCCGUGUUGGCGGCAAGGAGCUGGCCGAGGCCAAGAUUGAGGUUGCUGUUGAGGAGUCUCCUAGCUCGUACGAGUUUGCUGAGACGUGAGUUGCGGUUGAUGAGCAUUUCAUAGGUCGCACAUCUUCAGAAGGAUUUGAGCGAUUUAUCUGCAAUUUUUACGGGAAAGUCAUGCUAGGUCUCAUAUAAGGAAAGGGGCCGAGGUGUAAAGUCUCAGUCUG